Sturnus vulgaris (Common starling) is the source of this 2377-nucleotide messenger RNA. The record is from RefSeq and is a predicted model, not a curated record. Lineage: Eukaryota; Metazoa; Chordata; Aves; Passeriformes; Sturnidae.
GGGGGACACUUAGCUGUGGGGACCAUCCAACCCAGCGCUGCAGCCCCCAGGUUGUAAUACCAGGGGAAGGGGUGCACUGGGGGCAGCCUCGUGCCACGCAGCUCAUAACCUAAAAAUAGUCAGCAGCUCGCGGGCCCUGGAGCAGGAUUUGUCCUUUCUGUGGCAGCCACAGUGUUCUCACAAACUGGUGCCACACAGGGUCCCUGGGCACAGGGCUUAGCUCUCAACCCCACAGAUGGCGGGUGGCAUUUUCUCCCCACUGGAGAGCUGCUCAGAACUGGAGAAGGCCAACUGCCACCCGUUGGUGUGCCUGCUCUGCCACGAGCCCUACCAGCACCCCUGCCUGCUUGACUGCUACCACAACUUCUGCGCCAGCUGCCUGCGAGGCCGCGCCAGCGAUGGCCGCCUGCGCUGCCCACUCUGCGGGCACCCCUCAGUGGUGAGGGGUGGCACGGGGCUGCCCCCCGUGGACCGGCUCCUGCAGUUCCUGGUGGACAGCUCAGCCGACAGCGAGGAGGACGUGCAGUGUGCCAACUGUGACCGGUGUUGCACUAAGGCGGAGCUGGACACCAUGUACUUCUGCAACACCUGUGGGCAGCCCCUCUGUGCCCCAUGCCGCGAGGAGACUCACCGUGCCAGGAUGUUCACCCGCCACGAGAUCGUCUCCCUCUCCAAGCGCACCAAAGACAUCCACAAGAAGUGCCCACUGCACGAGGAGCCCUACAUCAUGUUCUCCACCGAGAAGAAGUCCAUGCUGUGCAUCAACUGCUUCAGGGACAUGCAGGGGGAGAGCCGGGCUCACUGCAUCGACAUUGAGACAGCGUACAUGCAGGGCUGCCAGCGGCUGGACCAGGCAGUGAUGGUGGGCAGGGCUGGGGGGUGUGGGGGUGGUGUGGGGGUGCAGUGCUGUCCCCUGCACUGCAACCACCCUUGCACCCCGCAGGCCGUGAAGGAACUGCAGACCUCCACGCGCGAGGCCAUUGUCCUGCUCAAGGCCAUGAUCGAGGAGGUUCGCAACAGUGCCAGUGAGGAGGAGGCGGCCAUCAACUCCCUCUUCAGCCGCAUGCAGGAGCAGCUCUCGGAGAGGAAAAAGACGCUCCUGAAAGCUGUACAGAGCCAGCACGAGGAAAAGGAGAAGGCAUUCAAGGAGCAGCUGGCCCACCUCGCCUCCCUGCUGCCCACUCUACAGGUCCACCUGGUGACCUGCUCGGCCUUCCUGAGUUCUGCCAACAAAGCUGAGUUCCUGGACCUGGGCUAUCAACUGAUGGAGAGGCUGCAGAGGAUCGUCAAGCUGCCACACCGCCUGCGGCCAGCCCAGACCAGCAAGAUCAACAGCGAGUACCGGGCAGAGUUUGCCCGCUGCCUGGAGCCCCUCCUGAUGCUCAGCCCCCGCCGCUCUGUGGUGGGCAGCGCUGGUGGCAUCGGUCCUGGCAUCACUGGCACAAACAUGCUCCCCGGUGGCCAAUGCUCCAAGACCCUGAUGGUGCCCAGCUGCCCCCCAACCAGUGACAAAAUGUCCACCGGCCCCAUGGUGAAGAAGCCAACAAUGCACCGGUACAUCAGCACCAAGGUGCUGCUGGCCGAGGGGCGCGAGACCCCCUUCGCUGAGCACUGCCGCAACUACGAGAACACCUACCGGAUGCUGCAGACGGAGAUCCAGGGCCUGAAGGACCAGGUGCAGGAGCUGCACCGUGACCUCACCAAGCACCACUCACUCAUCAAGUCAGAGAUCAUGAGCGAGAUCCUGCAGAAGUCGCUGCAGAUGGAUGUGCAGAUUGCAGCUCACUACUCCGCCGUGGAGAUGAUGCGCAGUGUCUUUGAGGAGGUUUGGGAAGAGACCUACCAGCGGGUAGCAAAUGAGCAGGAGAUCUACGAAGGUACUGGUGACCCCGUGCUCCUCCAUGUGCCCCCUGUGCCCGCACUGUGGGGGUGGCCGUGUCCCAGCCCACUCCUCUCACCCCCAGCCCAGCUCCAUGACUUGCUGCAGCUGCGGCAGGAGAACAGCUGCCUGAGCACCAUCACCAAGCAGAUCGCGCCCUACGUUCGCUCCAUCGCCAAAGUGAAGGAGCGGCUGGAGCCCAGGCUGCAGGAGCCUCAGGAGCCCAAAGAAGAACAGGCACAGAUGCUGCUCAAGAUCUGUGACGACAGUGAAGUGGUGCCAAGGGAUGCCUCACCUGGCAGCAACAAGGGGGAUUCAUCCAGCCCUGGGGAGGGCUUCAUGCUCAGGGACACCCCUGAAGAUCCCUCCCCAAAAAACAAAGACUGCUGCAGAGGCCAGCAGAAGAGCGGAGCAGAGAGUGCUACCCUGAAAGAGCUGGCACCGUAGGGCCCAGUGCUGGGCAUGCAGCAGAGCUGCUGGGCAGAACCAUGCCCUGGU